GUGUCUACUUUGAAAACAGAAAGUUGAACACUGUUGUUGUGUUGAGUGUUGUUGAACAUGCCUUCCAAAAAGUGCCACUUACGCCCUUCUUUUGGCGAUUUGUGCGCGAAUUCAGAGAGAUAUGUUAUCCUUUUAACAUUUGAAGAUGUUUGUGGUGCUACUCGUGAAUCUUCAAGUUCAUUCCUGCAAGAAGUCUUCACAAACCUUUCACAAAUCAACCAUAAAAGUGAUAAGCUCAGCAUUCCACAAAGAAGACACCGCUUUGCCAUCGUGGAUCCCGCCUCCUGCCAAAACACAGAUGCUGAUUGGCUGACAGUAGAUGAUUUGCAUACAGGCUCCGCCUCUACAAAUGGCAGGAGGGCGUCUGGCAGAGUUGAUGGUUUGCCAGAAGGGCAGGACAAUUCGGACAAGAGGGAAACUGAUGAGAUUAACACAGGUGGACUUGACGUCGCAUUUUCUGAAGCGAUACAUGCCUUGGCAGACAAACUUCCUCUUACUGGGCAUUAUUUGGACAUCAUAUGGCUCACUACAACCAGUACAGAUGUGCCAAUCACAAGUCACAUUUCACUCUACGGAGCUCUGCAGCGACUGUGCUCCUGGCAUGCAGGCCUCCUCACCGUAGUCUGUGAGGACGCCACCCCUGACAAACCCCUCAACGAUACCCUGAACGAAUGGGUGAACCAUCUGCAGGGGAGGGUGGUGAGGGGUGGGGAUUGGUUUGCUGAGGCUGUGGGUCAGGGUAUGGCGUGGCGGGGUGAGGUCACGCUAGCAGAUGGAAAGGGACAGAAAUCUCUUUGCAUUCCAGGAUUAGUCUUGAGUUCAAGACCCAACGACGACUCAGCAAUUCAGGUUUCCACAUCGGCUGACACCAGCACUUGUUUGUCCCCACAAGGGAAGCCAUCCAAAUCACAUGCAGCCAAGAAGAUUGUUACAUUUUCAAGACAAUUAGAGGUCGUCUGUUCCGUCCGUCGAGCAGAUGUUCCGAGCAUAUUUGUUUCUCCAUUACAAUUCUCAUUACACUGUCUACCCAGUAGCAGACUGCCCAGAUCCGAGCACUUCUUGCAUUGGUUGAGGGAGAUCAGCCAAUCACACGACUCGACUGUGAUCAUGAGACUUCCCUGUAGGACACUCACGCCAAACACUCGCUCCAAUCGCAACGCCAGGCCGAUCAGUACAAAGGCUUGGAAAGAACAUGUCAAGACUUGUGCUGGUGAUUUGAAAGUACCAGACUUGCAUCUUCAUGAGACGCAGGAGUUCUUCUACCUUCUGGUACAUUGUGAUGGAAAACACAGUCAAGAUCUCGUAGCACAGGUCAUGUACUCGCCUCGUGAUCUGAGCGGAGACGUGCAUGCACAGCUAGCAGAGUACCAACAGUCACUCACAUUCGAUGACCUCCUGGGUGCUGGAACGACACUGAAGACAGUCCCAAGCCUAGAAGGUCAUCAAGUGCAGACAUUACUGGAAACCAUCAAGUUAGCUCAAGCUGAGGCGAUCAAAGCUUUCCUGGAGGAGAGGAAGUCAGAAGGCAGGGAACCGGCCAUGACCAUUGGUGAAUUACAGCAGCUGAUGGGAACCGUCUAUUCCAUUGCCAUGGCAGAAAUGGGUGAACUCUCAAAAACAAACAAAGUGGAUGAUGACAACGAUGUUGAGGAGGACUUGAGAAAUGAAAAUGUCAUCUCGGAGUUGGAUUGUAGCCCGUCCGGCUGGCUGCAGAAACUGGCUUUGCAGAACCACGAGGCUUUGGAGAGGAAAAUCAAACGUUUCAAGUCAGGCGAGAUGAUGCUUGCUGGGAUGGCUGUACCUGCUCCUGCAGAUAACACUAUCACCCUUACUGCAGAAGAAUUCCUGAAGCAUUUCCUAGCCAGCGGAUUGCCGAGCACAGAGGAUCUCUCUCCCAUCUCCAUGGCAUUGACCAGCAGGGCCGACGGUGUCAACACCCAGAAUGACUGUCCUGGCUUGUCCUGGGAUGACCUCAAGAAGGCAACGUUUGAACAGGCCCAGAAAUACACCCAUGCAGGAAUUCAGUACUUUUCAGAUUCUGGGCAGAGUCAGAAGAUGGAUACUCGCUUCUCCAAGAUGCAGCAGCGUUACAUCCGAUACGAGACGGCAUCCACCUGUUCCUCAGAUCAAGCAGCCUCACCAGCGACCCUGACACUCCCCCAGCCAUCCACCUCCACCACAGAUCCCGCUUCUGACACUGUUCAUCCCACUUCUGACACCAGUGAAACAAAAGGUAACCCUCAGAGGAACAGGCAGAAUGCCAGGGGUCAGCGAUCGGCUGAGAAGACCCAAAGGUCAGCUGAGAAGGGACAGAGGGCAGCAGACAAGGGUCAAAGGUUGAUGAGGCUUCAAAGGUCAGCAGAGAAACGUCGGAGGAUGGUGCUAGAGAGGAACCACAAGAUAAGCCCCGGGAGACCACUUGUCAGAGGCUUGAAGAGGAAGGGCGAAGUGACGGUAUCGCCAGCAAAGAAAAGAUUGGUUCCAACAAGAACAUCACCCCGCAAAAAAGUAACCCCAAGUGUGGCCCAGCAGGAAAAGCCACUCUCAGCGAAGACAAACAAAGAGUCUAGUCAGUCAUCAUCAACUUCCAGCUCAAAAUCAAGGACGAUGUCGCGAUCCGAAAAAACAAGAAUGAAACUACGAGAGGUCGUCAAAGAGUCGCUUGCGGGCCGAGGGAUCACAAAGGAAAGCAAAUGCUACAAAGCUUGCAUGGAGAGAUUGUACAGAAUGGCCGAGAUGUAUGUCAAGGAUCUGAAAUCGUCCAAGGGUCUGGAUGAGCAGAUGAAGAGUAUAGCGGAGGCCAACGCAGACUUUGUGGUGCAGUUUGAACAAAACAGAAUCAAGAAUGCUUAAGUUUGGAACCAGUACCUUUCGUCGAAGUAACUUUAAUAUGAUGUCACGCUUUUGUGCGUUUUCCUGUGGGAGCCAGGUGGGGACGCGAACCACCAACCUCCCGUA
Molecule: messenger RNA, 2958 nt
Organism: Patiria miniata (bat star)
Lineage: Eukaryota; Metazoa; Echinodermata; Asteroidea; Valvatida; Asterinidae
Product: mdm2-binding protein-like
Exons: 17
Coding region: 58-2853 (931 amino acids)
Biological process (GO): traversing start control point of mitotic cell cycle; regulation of protein ubiquitination; protein localization to kinetochore
Cellular component (GO): kinetochore
Source: RefSeq, a predicted model, not a curated record